AUGGUACAAGAGCCGACAGUCGCUAUGGAAGCCAAGAAGAAACAUAGGAAAGUGCUUCGGGCGAGUUUCACCAAAGUUGCCAACGAAUUAGACACUCUAUUACAGGUUGACAAACCUGUGCACUGUGAUGUAGAAAUCUCUUGGGAAUGUCUGAAAGGGAAAUUCGAUGAAUUACAUGCGUGUGAGAAUCAAGUUUAUGAGGCCCUGCUGGAAAGUGCUACGGAGGAGCAGCUUAUGUCAGAAAUUGACAGCAGUGACGCCUACCAGAGAAGGUUCACCGAUCCACGUCUGAGAUGUAAUAAGGUGCUUCAGCCGGGACACGCAACUGCGGAGGUAGAUGAUAUGAUCUCUUUGGUAUCAGGAAGUUCGGGGCAUUCUACGCAUCUAGGGGAAAGUGGAAAAGGUAAGCGCAAAUUUAAACUCCCGCGAAUCGAAUUUAAACAUUAUGACGGUAACGUAAAAGACUGGUUAGGGUUUUGGUCACAGUUCAGAAAGGUCCAUGAGGAUCCCGAUAUAGACAGUAGUGACAAAAUCGAAUAUUUAAUACAAGCCACAGUACCGGGCAGUAGGGCGCGGCAACUUGUAGAGAGUUUUCCUGUGGUAGGAGAAAACUAUGGCAAAAUUGUGGAAUGUAUGCAGGCUAGGUUUGGUAGGGACGAUCUACAAAUUGAAGUACAUGUCAGGGAGUUAUUAAAACUAAUUUUGGGUAAUACAAGGUCUUCCCAGAAAUCAGAUAUCUCCAAGCUUUACGAUGAGAUCGAGACACAACUUAGAGCGCUUGAAACGGUAGGAAUAACUUCGGAUAAAUAUGCAGCAAUGCUCUUUCCACUGAUUGAGUCAUGUUUGACGCAGGAUUUGUUAAGAAUUUGGCAGCGUUCAUCUUAUAACUCGUCUCAAAACGGUGCCGAUUCUAUUAGGUCUUUAACCGCGGAUGCUACACUUGAAAUUAAACUUAAAAAUCUUAUGAGUUUUUUACGAGCUGAAGUAGAAAACGAACAAAAGAUCUGCUUGGCAAGUGAAGGUUUCGGUUUGUUAGACAAUUCUGUUAGGUCAGGCAGUAGUGUUGAUCAUAAAAAGAAGUCUGCAAAAGAUCUCUCAACUGCAACAGCGGCUGGGCUGCUAAAUGCUUGUGUUGCCAAGUGUAUCUUUUGUGCUGGAUGUCACAGUAGCGAUAUGUGUUUCAAAGCUCAAAAAAUGGGUUACGACGAGAAGAAAAACAUUAUAGCAGAAAAGAAAGCUUGCUUCAAGUGCCUAAAAGUUGGACAUCAGUUAAGAAAAUGCCGCAGUCGAUUGAGGUGUGUUGUCUGCGGACAAUCACACGCACCAUUGAUGUGUCAAAGCUUACCUAGCAUCAAGCAAGAAUCCGAUGGUGCAAAAGCUAAGGAUGCAGGUGGAGAUCAAGUUAUGACAAAUCAAACAAGCAAACAAGUUUUCUUACAGACACUGCGAAUUACUUUAAAAGGAGCUACUGGUACAAGAAAGGUUAGAGCCUUGAUAGAUAGUGGAUCGCAACGAUCAUACAUAUUGAAAACUACAGCACUAGCGCUUGGUUUGAAGCCUAAGCGAAUUGAAAAGAUAGUGCAUUGUCUAUUUGGCGGUCAGAUGUCUACCGAUACGCAUUAUUGCUAUGAUGUUGCUAUGGUUAAUGGGAAGUACACGAAGAAUUUUGAAGCUUUAGAUCAACCAUACAUAUGCAACGAAGUCGCUCCGAUUUUCAAUGGUCCCUGGAUGGAAGAAUUUAAACGUUUGGGGGUUAGUAUCAGCGAUUCAGAAAACUCUGACCCUAUCGAACUUCUGUUAGGAGCAGACAUUGUUGGGUCAUUGUACACCGGGAGACUCCAUAAAAUACAAUGUGGACUGACUGCAAUGGAAACCAAUCUUGGGUGGACAGUAAUGGGCCGAGUCUCAGGGUCCAAUAUUCGAUCCAAUGAGACAAUGACUGUUCUAUCUCUAUUUGCAAAUCCCUCAAUCGCAGAUUUGUGGCAAUUGGAUGUACUGGGAAUACAGGAACCCACUGAAAAGAAAACUAAACAAGAAAUGGCUAAUGCAGCGAAGGACUUGUUUCUUCAAACGGUUACCAUAAACAUGGAGGGGAGAUAUGAGGUUCGGUUACCAUGGAUUGAAGGACAUCCCCCGUUACCAACGAAUCACAGUGUUGCCAGAAAGCGGGUAAGAGCUAUUAUGCACAAAUUAGAGAGGGAUGGCUUAACCGAACGCUACGAUCAAGUUUUCUGCGAGUGGGAAUCCCAAGGUAUAAUCGAGCGAGUUGAAAGAGAAAAUUAUGGUCACUUUUUGCCGCAUCGACCAAUAUUGAAAGAGGGCUCUACCACCGCGAUAAGACCCGUAUUCGAUGCUUCAGCACAAGAAAAAAACAGUCCUUCUCUAAAUCAGUGCCUGGAGAAAGGGCCUAAUUUGAUUGAAUUGAUACCUUCUUUAUUACUCAGAUUUCGUGAAUUUAAAAUCGGUGUCAUUUCAGACAUAAAAAAGGCAUUCUUGCAAAUUAGUGUGCAUGAGAAGGAUCGAGACUUUUUAAGGUUUCUUUGGAUUGAUAAGGAGGAUCAAGAGUUUGUUUAUAGGCACAGACGUGUUGUGUUUGGUGUCAACUGUAGCCCGUUCUUACUUGGAAUGACAAUCGAACACCAUUUGAAAAAAUGCAUGGAUAAUUGUGGAAGCAUGGACGCUGAAUAUUCUCGGGAAACCAUUGAAAGAUUAUCCAAUAGUUUUUAUGUUGACAACUGUGUUACGAGUUUACCAGAUAAGCAUAAAUUGAAUAACUUUAUAAAAGGAUUUAUAUCUGCAGUGGCGGAAGGUCAGUUCGAUUUGAGAGGCUGGGAAUUUUCUGGAAAUUCGGACUGUGAAGAUUUCAGUGUUCCUGUUCUCGGAAUGAAAUGGUUCACUAAACGAGAUGUGUUGACAAUCAAUGACAAUCUUUUUAAAUCUGCUUCAGAUGAUUCAGCUGUCACAAAAAGAUUGAUUUUAUCCAUGUCACAGAAGGUAUUUAAUCCUAUAGGAGUCACUGCCCCAACUACAUUGGUACCAAAAUUAUUGCUGCAGAAGUUGUGGGAAAAGCAAAUACCUUGGGAUACGCCGGUUGACGAUGAAGUCGCAAUUGCUUUUCGAAAUUGGCUCACAGGAUUACCACAUCUUCUCGAAGUAGAAAUUCCUCGUUGGAUUUCUACCGGUUCUAAAGAUGUACAAAACUUGAGCAUCCACGUCUUCUGCGAUGCCAGCCAAAAAGCAUAUGCUACAGUGGUAUAUUGCAGAGUCGAAAAGGAUAAAAAUGUAUCCAUACAUUUAUUGGCUGCAAAAUCUAGGGUUGCGCCAUUGAGAAAAUUAACAAUUCCGCGUUUGGAGCUUAUGGGAGCAACAAUAGCUGCUAGACUUUAUAAGCAAGUUGCGGAUAACCUUACAAGCAACUUUGAUUGUUUUUUCUGGUGCGAUUCAUCAACUGUUAUAACAUGGAUUCAGAGCCAGGAGGAAUGGGGAACAUUUGUGUGGAACAGGGUUAAUGAAAUCAGACGAUUGACUCCAGCAGAACAGUGGUGUCAUGUACCCGGAGCAUAUAACCCUGCAGAUCUUCCAUCACGAGGUUGUUCUCCCAAGCAACUUUUGGAAUCGAAAUGGUGGGAGGGUCCUAGUUGGUUGUAUCAAGAUAGAGCAGAUUGGCCAUCCGAAAGACCGAUUGUUAAUGAGGAAGAGAUCGCCGGAGAACGAAGAAAGAAGCUAGUUACAGUACUUCAAGAUUGUACCAUGAGAGAUAUACAAAUCGCCGGGUUCCCCACAGGCAAACUUUUUCAGCUGUGGAAAGAAGGUUGCGAGAAACUGGGGAAAUUCAACCUAAGCAUGAGGAUAAUGGACAAAGACGAUAUAUCAGAAAUGUAA
Messenger RNA from Anoplophora glabripennis (Asian longhorned beetle), 3882 nucleotides. RefSeq lists its product as uncharacterized. Gene Ontology annotation, molecular function: aspartic-type endopeptidase activity; zinc ion binding; nucleic acid binding. Bases 1 to 3882 code for a protein of 1293 amino acids. The record is from RefSeq and is a predicted model, not a curated record. The transcript has 2 exons. Lineage: Eukaryota; Metazoa; Arthropoda; Insecta; Coleoptera; Cerambycidae. Gene Ontology annotation, biological process: proteolysis.